GGUUAGAAAAUUGAAAUUGCACAAAGCCGGUGGUGAAUUCCUGGCUGCAUUUGAUUCUUUAUUUGUGAUAAUCGUUCCUUCUAAGUUGGAGUAAAUUUAAUAAGUUAAGAAUAAUUGUUGGCAUCAUGGAACUCGAAGGGGCCAAUUUAAUUACACUCAGCGAUUAUUUGCACCGCACACUGAGCCCAGAUGUAGAUGUCAGAAGACCCGCUGAAAAAUUCUUGGAAUCAAUUGAAGGAAAUCAGAAUUAUCCGGCUUUAUUGUUGCAUCUAGUUGAGAAACAGCACAUUGACUUGACAAUUAGGAUAGCUGGUGCUGUGGCCUUCAAAAACUACAUCAAACGUAAUUGGAAAAUUGAUGAAGAUGGAGUUGAUAAAAUUCACGCCCAAGACCGUGAAGCAAUAAAGAAACUAAUAGUAAACCUGAUGCUGCAUUCGCCAGACUCGAUUCAAAAGCAACUAUCAGACGCAGUGUCAAUAAUCGGACGUCAUGAUUUUCCGAACAAGUGGCCAGAUCUCAUCGACCAGAUGGUGGACAAAUUCAACACAGGAGACUUCCACAUUAUCAACGGAGUCCUCCAUACAGCCCACUCCCUCUUCAAACGUUAUCGCUACGAAUUCAAGAGUCAAACUCUCUGGGAGGAGAUUAAAUUUGUCCUCGAUAAAUUCGCUAAACCCUUGACCGAUCUCUUCCUGGCGACGAUGAACCUCACCCAGGUUCAUGCUAAUAAUGUUGAAGCUCUCAAGGUCAUUUAUAACUCAUUGACGAUUCUGAGCAAAGUUUUUUACUCGUUAAACUUUCAAGAUUUGCCGGAAUUUUUCGAGGAUAAUAUGGAAAUAUGGAUGGGAAAUUUUCACACUUUAUUAACUACUGAUGUUCCUCUCCUAAAAACCGAUGACGACGAAGAGGCUGGAGUGAUCGAACAGUUGAAAUCACAAGUCUGUGACAACAUAGUUCUUUAUGCACAAAAGUACAAUGAAGAGUUUCAGAAUUAUGUGCCUAAAUUCCUGGAGGCCAUCUGGGCACUUCUCAACAGCACAGGCCAGCAACCGAAGUAUGAUGCACUUGUUUCCAACUCACUUCAGUUUUUGGUGACUGUUGCUGAUAGAGAUCAGUACAGACCCCUAUUCGAAGAGCCUCAGAACCUCAGGAACAUCUGCACGAAUCUCAUUACACCGAAUAUCGAGUUCAGGGAGUCUGAUAACGAACUGUUUGAGGAUAAUCCUGAGGAGUACAUCAGGAGGGAUAUCGAGGGCAGCGAUGUUGAUACUAGACGCAGAGCUGCUUGUGAUCUUGUCAAGGUUCUGGCGAAGUACUUUGGGGCUAAAGUUAUGGAGAUUUUCGGAGUUUUUAUUAUGGAACGUCUAGCAGAAUAUGCAGCAAAGCCGUCAGAAAACUGGCGCAAGAAGGACGCAGUAAUCUACCUAGUGACCUCCAGUGCAAGUAAAGGUCAAACCCAGAAGCACGGAGUGACCCAGAGCAAUGAAUUCGUGCCUUUACCCCAGUUCGCCGCCCAGCACAUUGAACCAGAGUUGGCAAGGCCAGACAUCAACGAAUUUCCAGUCUUGAAGGCAGACGCCAUAAAGUUCAUCAUGACGUUCAGGUCCAUCCUCCCACGAGUGCUAGUGGUGGGUAGUCUUCCCCACAUGAUCAGACACCUGACAGCCUCAAGCCCAGUGGUCCACAGUUACGCAGCCUGCGCCAUCGAGAAGAUCCUAGCUCUAAAGGGGCCCAACAACGUCGUCAUCGUGAUGGGCGAGGAGAUUGCUCCACUCGCCGCUGACCUCCUCAAAGGCCUCUUCGCUCUCCUAGAACUGUCAGGAUCAGGGGAGAACGAGUAUGCGAUGAAAGCAAUCAUGAGAAGCUUUGGAACUCUAAAAGAGAACGUUGUGCCAUUCUUGGGAGAUCUUCUACCAAAAUUAACGGAGAAGCUGGCAAUCGUCGCCAGAAACCCCAGCAGACCCAACUUCAAUCACUACCUCUUCGAGACCCUUGGUCUGUCCAUCAGAAUCGUCUGCAAGACCAAUCCUGAGGCUGUAAUUUCCUUCGAGCAGGUCCUCUUCCCAAUUUUCCAGGGGAUUCUUCAGCAAGAUGUCCAAGAGUUCAUGCCCUACGUAUUCCAAAUACUGGCACUUCUGCUGGAGCUUCGCACUGGGCAAGAAGUACCUGAGCCCUACAUGGCCCUGUUUCCUUGUCUCCUGGCUCCAGUUUUGUUCGAGAGACAGGGGAACAUUCAUCCUCUCAAUCGACUGCUUCAGGCGUUUGUCAGUCGUGGGGCACACCAAAUCAUCGCGCAGGACAAGACCAGUGGACUGCUUGGAGUCUUCCAGAAGCUGAUUGCUUCGAAGGCCAACGAUCAUGAAGGGUUUUUACUGAUGCAAACGAUCAUUGAGAGUUUUCCUCCUAAUGUUCUGGAGCCCUUCAUGAAGCAAAUAUUUGUUCUGCUAUUUCAAAGACUCUCUUCCACGAAGACUACGAAGUUUGUGAAGGGUCUUAUUGUCUUCUUCGCGUAUUACAUCAUCAGGUAUGGAGCUUCGACCCUCGUCUCGAUGAUCGAUCAGAUCCAACCGCAGAUGUUUGGGAUGGUGCUGGAGAGAGUCAUCAUCGCAGAUUUACAGAAAGUUUCCGGGGAGAUUGAGAGGAAAGUUGCGGCUGUGGGAAUGUCCAAUCUACUUAUUGAUUGUCCUGCGAUGAUUGAGAAUCCUUAUAAUGUGUUUUAUCCGAAACUUUUGGCUACUCUGGUGGAGUUCUUUGAACUCCCCCAGGAUGAGACUUCCCUGCCUGAAGAUCUGCUCAUGCCGGAGAUCGAGGAUAAUCCUGGGUAUCAGGCGGCCUACAGCCAGCUCCUCUGCGCCAGGAAUCCGAGGAAAGAUCCACUAGAAGCUGUUGGCGAUGUUCGAUUGCAUCUGGCCCAGGGACUCGGUCGACUACCCCCUGGACAGCUUCCAGGUCUCCUCGGACAAAUUCCAGAACCUAAUGCCAAUCACCUGAGAACUUACUUACAAACUGCAGGCAUAAGUGUUGCAUAAUACGAAAUUAACGUUCGUCAAAAAUUGAAGUUACAUUUAAUGUCACGUAAAUUCAAUAAUAUCGAACUGAACAAGCUGUAAUCGAUGAGGGGAAGAAAACUGGAAAAAAUGAAAAAACACAGUGUCAAGUUUGGCCGGAUAUUUUUUUAAUGCUGAAAACCGUUGAUUUUACAUACUCGUUAAGUAAAUAAUUUUCUUUGCAUUGCUCCCCGUAUACUGUUGUAAUGCUGAGCAUUAGGGGAACAUUGUAAUCUGUAGGAAUCAAUUCUUGAGGAGACAGAGCUAAUGAUUUUAAUACGAAAUUUUCUCAGUGAAAGAACGUAAUCAUCAGUCUUUUGGCAUGAUAACUCUAUGUACAAUGAAAAAAUAAAGUUGAUCAAAUUUUGAUAA
Diachasma alloeum is the source of this 3419-nucleotide messenger RNA. RefSeq names its product exportin-2 (gene Cse1). The coding region runs from base 126 to 3029 and encodes 967 amino acids. Gene Ontology annotation, biological process: protein import into nucleus; protein export from nucleus. The transcript has 5 exons. The record is from RefSeq and is a predicted model, not a curated record. Lineage: Eukaryota; Metazoa; Arthropoda; Insecta; Hymenoptera; Braconidae. Gene Ontology annotation, molecular function: nuclear export signal receptor activity; small GTPase binding. Gene Ontology annotation, cellular component: cytosol; nuclear envelope.